AGGAAGAGGGGAGGAGGAUAAGGAUGAGGAUGGAGGGCGGGGAGGAGAUGCAGGGCGCCGUGGGGCUACGCUGCACCUGGGACAUCCCGCCACCCUCUGGCAUCCAGGCCAAGUGGGUGAGGCUCAAUGUGGGGGGCACCGUCUUCCUCACCACCAGGCAGACCCUGUGUCGGGAGCAGAAAUCUUUCCUGUGUCGCUUGUGCCAGGGCGAGGAGCUGCAGUCGGACCGGGAUGAGACUGGUGCAUACCUAAUAGAUCGGGACCCCACUUACUUUGGACCUAUUCUGAAUUUCCUCCGUCAUGGGAAGCUGGUCUUGGAUAAAGAUAUGGCUGAAGAGGGGGUCCUAGAAGAAGCUGAGUUCUAUAACAUUGGUCCUUUAAUCCGAAUAAUCAAGGAUCGACUGGAGGAGAAGGACUACACAGUAACUCAGGUGCCUCCUAAGCAUGUCUACCGUGUGCUACAGUGCCAGGAGGAGGAGCUCACUCAGAUGGUUUCCACUAUGUCAGAUGGAUGGCGCUUUGAGCAGCUUGUGAACAUUGGCUCAUCCUAUAACUAUGGGAAUGAGGAUCAGACAGAGUUCCUGUGUGUGGUCUCCAAAGAGCUGUACAACACUCCCAGUGGCCUGAGCUCUGAGCCCAGCCACAAAGCCAAGGGCUCAGAGUGGUCCCUGCCUCUUUCUGCUCCUCACUUUUCCUCCUCUGCAGUGUACAGCAGCCCCUUGCCUCCCAGUGACACUCCCCAGCCCCCUUCACUCUUCACAUAUAGCCCUUCUUUUUUUACAAACUCACCUCGGAGGCCUGAGCCCCAGCCCUGGAGGAGGACAGAUGCUCCGAGGAGCCCCUGGGCUGCUGCAAGGGCAGGAGCCCAGGGCCCCCUGCCACGCGUAGCAGGCUGGCUUUCCUUAAUGUCACAGUGGCCCCUGCUGGGGACAUCAGGGAUCAGCCACUGCAGCCUGAACCCCCUGGAUGUGACUGGGGCCUCGAGGUCGUGGCAGCUGCAGUAGGACGAGACCUUGCCCUUUCGGGCUUGCAGGCAGCUGGUCUGGGCUUGUGGCCAGAGGGCAAAUGCGGAACCGCUGCCCUGCGCUGGGCUGCCUGCAGUGCUCUCGGGGUGUUCCUGUGCUGGGUACCAUGCUCCUGUCCCCCGAAGCAGCUCUAUGUUGGCAGGGUGAGGAGGCUGACAGGGCUGCCUGGGUACUGGGAACACGCCAGCCUCGGAUGGCAUGUCUGCUAGCGUGGGGAGACCCCUGCGCCGGGAAGCGGGUCGUUGGCUUCAUGCUCUGUCUGAGGACACCAGGUUGUAACUCCUCAAUAAAAUUCGCAGUCUGUUCCUCUUCGCCGCCUUCUC
Molecule: messenger RNA, 1348 nt
Organism: Apus apus (common swift)
Lineage: Eukaryota; Metazoa; Chordata; Aves; Apodiformes; Apodidae
Gene: KCTD17
Product: potassium channel tetramerization domain containing 17
Exons: 7
Coding region: 24-1004 (326 amino acids)
Biological process (GO): protein homooligomerization; proteasome-mediated ubiquitin-dependent protein catabolic process
Cellular component (GO): cytoplasm; Cul3-RING ubiquitin ligase complex
Molecular function (GO): cullin family protein binding
Source: RefSeq, a predicted model, not a curated record